AGCAGGUGGCCUUUCUAACACAGACUAGCCAAGUCCUGGGCACUGGACAUUCCCGGAAAGCUCAGCGCAUGAAGGUCUCCAUGGAAACGUCUGUCACGGCCACGUUGAAAGGGUUCUAGAGAUGAGGUCACCCAUGAACAACAACCAUGGAGGGGAACAUGAUUACAACAGCGGGGACCGGAACCGGAGCUCACUCUGUAACCAUGGUAACAGGUCCCACUGGCACCCCGGACCUCCAGGUUCUGACCCACAGAGUGAAGCUUCUAGAGCACAGCCUGAGAGACAACGUCAGCUCCUUCACUGAGUCUGAGAGCGCUCUGCACAGCAGGAUUAGAGAGUUGGAGGUGUCAGAACAGAGCCUGCUACAGAAGGUGGAGGACCUUACUUCCAACUCAGUCCUCCACUGCCCCAGCAUGCUGCAGCGCCAGAGGCUGGAUGAGCGGCUCCACACGCUGAGGGAGGAGGUACGCUCCAUGUCCCAGGAGAAGGAGCGUGGGGAUCGUGUGUGGAGGGAGAGGCUGCGGCGCUGCCAGGCCCAGCUCAGGGCUAAAGAAGAGGAGAUGGGCCGCCAGUCUCAGUACUUUGAGCACUUUAAGAGCCAGCUGCACCACAAGCUAGGCCUGGCCAGAGACAGAGAGCAGGGCCUGCAGACCAGACUCCACCAGAUGGAGCGACCGGUGCUGGAGAUGAAUGUAUCUGCUGCCACCUACAUAGCCCCUGUCAACACAGCUAGCACCAACUCUGUUACUGCAGACAAUGUCAAGUCCAUCAUGGUACCAACCUCAGGCCAACAGAGAACAGAGACAGAGAGACUGCCCCACCCAAGGGAGGAAGGAGAAGGAGAGGAGGAGGACGGUGAGGAGAAGACACAGCGGAGACACUACGGACAACAGCUCCAGCAGAAGCAGGGAGCGAAUGAUAGAGAAAUAGAGGGAGAAAGAGAGGGGGAGGAAGGGGAAGAUGGUGAGAGUCUGGGGGGUGAGGCUAGACUGAGAAGCUUCAUCCUCAGCCUCCAGGAGGACCUCAGGGUUCUGCUGGAGAGGGAGGAGCAGGGGCUGGCGGAGCAGAGGGGGCUGAUGGAACAGUUGGAGGAAGCGCAGGAGAACAACCACUUCUUGUCCUGUACGUUGGAGGAGAUGAAGACGGUGGUCCACAGACUGAAGCUGACAGAGAGCUCCCUGAUGGAGGAGGUGGAGGAGCUGCAAGAGGAGAACCAGAGACUGUGUCAGAGGCUCAGCCACACUCUGAGACAGACCAACCACAGCCUGGGUUCUACUGACCCGAGCCCUGUCUCUACCCCCAGCCUGGCUACCUCCCUGCCAAACACCCCUGGCCUGGGUCAACCAGUUCCCUGCUCUGUGAACAACACUGACCCGGUGAAGAUGAUCCCAGGCCAGGCUUCACUAGACACACACCCCUCUGCUCAACACCAUGGAGCAACAGAGAGGUCGCAGGAAAACUCCACUCUGCCUCUGCCCCAGCCGGACCUCCUGAACCUCUCAGGCCACCGUAGCCAGAACCCCGGCCUCAUAUCCCUGGGUACUAAGAGCGUUGAGGGUCUGGGGGAGUUGACCCUGAGGGACUGGUGUCCUGGUCCUGGGGGCUUCCCCUCUCUCAACCUGGAGGAGGGGACAAGCGAGGAGACUGAGGCCCUGAAAGAGGCUUACAGGAGCAUGGGGGGCGACAUGGACUCACUCCGGGACCACAGGGACCAGCUGGAGAGCACUCUACGACACACACAGGACCAGCUGCACAGGGUGACCGAUGAGAACGCCCGACUGAAAUGUAAACUCAGGGCGCAGGGAGAAACAGGGGCCUGCGAGGUGGAGCAGGGGUCCUCACUUGUAGGCGAGAGCAUGACAAAUGUCCAGGAAAACAAGGUGUCAACUCUAAACCUCAUACCCCAGAGUUGCAGAGAUCUCACUGCAACUCCAUAUCAGAAUGAUACUAUCCUAGCCUUAGCCCAGGAUGACCUGUCCCUGUAUGCCUUAGCCCAAGAUGACCUAGCCCUAGCCUUGAACCAGGAGAACCGGGCCCUGGGCAGGCGUAUCCAGGAGCUCCUAGCCCACAUAGAGAGCCAGGAGGGGGAGAGUGAGAGGGAGCUAGUCCAGCUCAGGCUGCAAGUGUCCCUGCUAGAGAGGGAGAGCACCAGGCUGGAGCAGGAGAACCUGGAGCAGGGAGGUCUCAUCACUGAGCUGACCAGGAAGACUGAGGAUGACCUCAACACUAUCAUAGAGCUGCAGGAAAGACGGGUCGAGAGCAGUCAGCUAGGCCUACAGCAGGGUGACAGUGGUUUGACCAUUGAGUCAGAGUCAGAGUGCGGUCAACAGGGUGAGCAUGCGGUCGGCUCAGUGCACGCUCAACAGGGUCAACCCACAGUAGGGGUUGUGACCAGUUUACAAGGUGAUCAGACGCCAGGGUCAGUGAAUAGUGGUGUACCACAGGUUGACCACACGGUUGAGUCAGUGUGUAGUCAGCAGGAGGACCGUUUGACCACGGAGUCAACGUGCAGGCUUAGAGAGAAGAGGGACGAGCUGAUUGGCUAUCUCAGUGAUCUCAAAGAGGAAAGAGAACAGGUAGCCCUCUCACUUAGCAGUCAGACAGAGGAGAAACACCAGCUAACACGCUCCAUGUGGGUUCUGAAAGAAGAACGCGACCAGAUCCAUAAGUCACUCUGCAGUUUAAAAGAAGAGAAAGAACAGCUGACAAGGUCCCUCUGUGGUCUGAAAGAUGAGCGAGACAAGGUGACGCGGUCAAUGUGUGGUUUAAAAGAGGAGAGAGACCAGCUGACAAGGUCCCUCUGUGGUCUGAAAGAUGAGAGAGACAAGGUGACGCGGUCAAUGUGUGGUUUAAAAGAGGAGAGAGACCAGCUAGUUCAGUCAAUGUUUGGACUCCAGGAGGAGAGAGACCAGCCAGUUCAGUCAAUGUCUGGACUCCAGGAGGAGAGAGAUCAGCUAGUUCAGUCAAUGUCUGGACUCCAGGAGGAGAGAGACCAGCUAGUUCAGUCAAUGUCUGGACUCCAGGAGGAGAGAGACCAGCUAGUUCAGUCAAUGUCUGGACUCCAGGAGGAGAGAGACCAGCUAGUUCAGUCAAUGUCUGGACUCCAGGAGGAGAGAGACCAGCUAGUUCAGUCAAUGUCUGGACUCCAGGAGGAGAGAGACCAGCUAGUUCAGUCAAUGUCUGGACUCCAGGAGGAGAGAGACCAGCUAGUUCAGUCAAUGUCUGGACUCCAGGAGGAGAGAGACCAGCUAGUUCAGUCAAUGUCUGGACUCCAGGAGGAGAGAGACAAGCACUCGCAGUCUCUCUUCGGCCAAAAAGAUGAGAGAGGCCAGUUGAUGCAGUCAAUGUGUGGUUUAAAGGGACAGCGACACCAGCUAACACAGACACUCAGCCAUCUAGAGCAGGAAAGAGACAAGCUGUCAUCUCUCAGCCUUCAAACACGAGAGCGGUACCAGGUGGACCAGUUUGUCUCUGAUCUAAAAGAAGAGAAAGAGCAGCUAGUUAGGUCAAUGGAUGUUCUGAGAGAACAGAGAGAACAGCUCACAGAGGAGAGAGACCAGCUAGUUCAGUCAAUGUCUGGACUCCAGGAGGAGAGAGACCAGCUAGUUCAGUCAAUGUCUGGACUCCAGGAGGAGAGAGACCAGCUAGUUCAGUCAAUGGAUGUUCUGAGAGAACAGAGAGAACAGCUCACAGAGGAGAGAGACCAGUUGCAGAUGGACGUCGCUACUCUACGGUAUCAGCUGCUGUUACAGGGGCGGAGCCACAACCAGCAGCCCUCAGAGAACCACGUUGGCAAGGCAACACGCACAGAGGUUGUGGCUACAGAGAGAGGGGUUCAGAUGCCAAAAAUGCAUGAUGAUGGUGAUGUCACUCAUAGAUGUCUGGCCACGGUCUACUCCUACAAGACCAUCCGUCUGGCACAGUCUGCACAGGACCACUUGGGAGAGAAAGAGGGAACAGAUAUGGAGCAGAGUGAACUGAUGAGGGAGAUCGAGUCGCUGGGGUUAGAACUCAGAAGCUCACGAGAAGUACUGAAGAAGACCCAAUCAGAGGCUCAAAGGUGGUACCGUGAGCUGGGUGUGUCUGAGGUCAGACGAGAGGAGGCUGAGAAGAGGGCGGGAAAGGCAGCCAAUGAGGUGAAGGGGAUGAGAGAGGAAACCAAGGAGGUGGAGAAGACAAAGAGGGAAAACCACACACUGAGAGCAGAGUUGGGAGAGGUGAAGAGCAGACUAUUGUGUCUGGAGAGAGAGAAGACCGAUGCUCACUCACUGAGGAUCAAGAUCCAAGAGAAGUUCAGCUUGCUUCAGGCUGAACUCAAAGCCAAGAGUGUUGCUCUGAAGGAGCUGAGUUCAGAGUACACAUCUCUGAAGGGAGAGCAGGGCAGCAGAGAGGACUGGAGCAACACACUCACCUUACUGAGGGUGCGCUAUGAUGACAUCAGAAAUAAGUACAAUGUUCUCCUGAGAAAGAGUCAGACGGAUCUGGACAUAGCUCCUCUAAAGGCCAAGCUGUCAUGCCUGGUGGUGAAGUGCCAGCAGAGGAACAGUCUACUGGUGCAGUUGAUGCGAGCCCUGCGUCGGUAUGGCUGCCUGGACUACAAUCUGACCCAGGAGGCUGAGGACCUGCUUAAUGACACAGCACUGCAGGACUACGCCAGCACCUUCACACCCCCAUCCACUGCAGCUCUGCAGGAGAACACCCACCUUCUCCCACCUGCAGCCUCGGAACGACCAGAGUGCUCACAGACCUCUGCUGCAGCCUCCGCAGCACAGGAGCUGAGUAAAGCUGUGUCUGAAGGCAGUAGGAGGGAACACUUCAGAGUGUGUGUGGCCACAGCAGACUACUGCCCCUCUCCGAACAUGCCUCACACUCUACUGCCAAUGCUGCCCCUUUCUGCGGGUGAAUCAGUCCAAGUCACUGGACUCACAGACAGACAUGGGAUGUACCAUGCCGAGGUGAAAGGGGAGUCUGGCCUGGUCCCUGCCCGUUUCUUAGAGGAGAAUGGGAGACCACUCAUCCUGACUUCCCCCUCGCCAGAGAGAUGUGCCAGUCUGACUAGGAAGCUGACCAGUCCAGGGAAGAUAAUCAACCUUCACCAGCAGUUGCAGAACACUCUCUCCAACAGCUACCAGGUUUUCCCUUCCAAGACCAUCCCCCAGGUUUACUCCAGUCCCCCUCCAGGACAGGGGUACUCCCCAGGAUACCCCAACCACAACCCUGCUGCCCCCAACCGACCCAAGCAUACCCUUGUAGCAACUACCCCUAUUAUUACUAGUACUAGUCUCCUAUCUGCCACUGCCCCCACUAAAACUACCAGUGAUGGUGCUACCUCUUCAAAGCAGACCCCAAACAGAGCACAUCCAACUACCAGCACUCCUAUCUACACCACCACUACUGCCCUUAGCAGUGGUAAAGAACCCCUCUCUAAAACUGUCUCUGCUGCUGCUACCUCCAAUGUUACAACCCCUGUUAAUACCCCUCCUACCACUGUGGCCCGGACUGUUAAAGCACAGACUACCACUGCCUUGUGGAGCACUGCCCCCACCAAAUCUGCCCCUCCACCUAUUACCGCUGGAACUACAGCCACCACCAAAAUGGCCCCCAUCACUACUACUCUUCCCCUUGCUGAGUUGUCACGACUGCCUGAUGAGGAUCAUUGCAUCAAGAAGCCCCUCUCCAACCUCCAGCCUGAACAAGCUAAACCACCCAAACCCAGAGCUAUACCAGAACCUCCAGCUGAGGUGAGCUCUGUUGAGGUCAUCAGGACGGUGGGACAGAGCAGCCUCAUGAUUGGUUGGGAGAGACCGCCACUGGAUGAGCUGGGCUGCAGCAACAGAACCUUUGUGUAUGGAUACAUGAUCUAUGUGGAAGGGGAGUUCCACAAGUCUGUCAUGAGCUCUGCAUGCACGAAGUGUAUUCUGGAGAAUCUGGAUCUGUCCGGCCCAGUCCACAUCAGUGUUCAGACCCUGGGAUCCAACGGUCUCUAUGCAGAGAAGGUCCACCUCAUCUACAGGGGAAAACGCACCCAGUUUAGGACAGAUCACACCCGUGUCAACACAGCUUCUGCUGCUCCCUGCACAGACCCUGCCUACCGAGACUGCAGGACUCCGCCCACACACCGACACAAUGGCUCCACCCAACCACUUGUGGCCAUCUACAACUACAACCCUCUGAAGGACAGUCCUAACCUCCACCCCAGCAGAGAGCUGACCCUGAGAGAGGGAGACACCGUCAUGCUGCUAGGCAACCCACGCAACGACGGCUUCUGUCAGGCCGAGGUGAAUGGCAGACGAGGUCUGGCUCCUGUGGCGUUACUAGAGGAAGUUCCUGUUCCAGACAGACAUGUAAGCCCCGCCCCUCCCCAAUCUUCUCCUGAGAGAGGAGCAGAUGAUAGGCCACUGUGCCUGCCAAACAGAGAGAGAACAAGAUGGGCUUCAGUGACUGUCAAUCAGUGAGAGAACAAGAUGAUGGGCCACUGUGGCUGCCAAUCAAAGAAUGCUUACCUGCAGAGAGAUUAUAGUGGACAGAGUUAAUGACAUCGUCAAACACUACCUGCUUGUGACACAAACAUUCAUAACCGCUCGCUGCCCAAAGUAAUUUGAAAUGGAAGGCUACAGUAGAGCAUCAGCCUAAAUGUGGGAAGUUGUGUGGCCCAGUUCGACAUUGUGCUUCGAUGGACAGUUCCUUAUAGCCUACAUAAUACUCACUGAGAUUGUCGAAUCACCACUAACUGUCACCUCUAUCAAAAUGAUCUCUAAUCACCUCUAUCAAAAUCCCCACUGUUCUGUGUGUUAUCUCUCAUGGACAGACGCACGUAAUAUAGCUGGUAUUGUAGUGUCUGUCAACAGACUGUGGGAUGCGACGACUAUCAAGGAACUUGAUCAGUGAUUUUUCAUCACUGAUAAUUUUGGACAAAUCACGAUUUCGCAUCUUUCGAAUUUCGGAAGGGGAGGGGGACCUUUGGCCCAUAGACUUGCCUGUAACUUGCAAAGGUGGGUGGAGCUACUGCCCUGCUUCCGCUGCUUGCUCUAGUCUCUUUUCAAACACAUCUUCCCCGAGAAAAGAAUUGAGUAUCUAACUAAAUUAUGCAAAAUUGUAAUUCUGGGUUUCUGGGUUUUGACAAGUGUCAAAGGUUGGCCUAAUGGAUCUGACAACCUGUCUUAUAUCAAGUGCAUUCAUGGUAAUAAAGCUAGGCCAUUUUACUGGAUCCUUUAUCAAGCCAAAUAGGGUAAAAAGAGGUCCAUACCAAAGACUUGGAUAUUUCAGUUCUUUGUCGUUAUACACUGAACAAAAAUAUAAAUGCAAAAUGUAAUGUGUUGGUCCAAUGUUUCAUGAGUUGAAAUGAAAGAUCCUGGAAAUGUUCCAUUCACAUAAAAAAAUAAUAUCUCUCUAGUUUGGUGCAGAAAUGUGUUUUACAUCCCUGUUAGUGAGCAUUUCCCUUUUGGCAAGAUAAUCCAUCCACCUGGCAGGUGUGGCAUAUCAAGAAGAUGAUUAAACAGCAUGGUCAUUACACAGGUGCACCUUGUGCAAGGGACAAUAAAAGGCCACACUAAAAUGUGCAGUGUUGUCACACAACGCAAUGCCACAGAUGUCUCAAGUUUUGAGGGAGCGUGCAAUUGGCAUGCGGACUGCAGGAAUGACCACCAGAGCUGUUUCCAGAGAAUUUGAUGUUUAAUUUCUCAACCAUAAGCCACCUCCAACAUUGUUUUAGAGAAUUUGGCGUGCGGUUUGCUGAUGUCAAUGUUGGAGGGUUAUGGUAUGGCGGUGGGAUUAUGGUAUGGGCAGGUGGCGGUGGUGUUAUAGUAUGGGCAGGCAUAAGCUAUGGACAACGAACACAAGUGCAUUUUAUCUAUGGCAAUUUGAAUGCACAGAGAUACCGUGAUGAGAUCCUGAGGCCCAUUGUCGUGCCAUUCAUCCGCUGCCAUCACCUCAUGUUUCAGCAUAAUAAUGCACAGCCCCAUGACGCAACGAUCUGUACACAAUUCCUGGAAGUUGGAAAUGUCCCAGUUCUUACAUGACCUGCAUACUCACCAGACAUGUCACCCGUUGACCAUGUUUGGGAUGCUCUGGAUUGACGUGCACCACAGUGUGUUCCAGUUCUCGCCAAUAUCCAGCGACUUUGCACAGCCAUUGAAGAGGAGUGGGACAACAUUUCACAGGCCACAAUCAACAGCCUGAUCAACUCUAUGCAAAGGAGAUGUGUCACGCUGCACGAGGCAAAUAAUGGUCACACUGGUUUUCUGAUCCACUCCGCUACUUUUUUAGGUAUCUGUAUUCUCGGUCAUGUAAAAUAAAUAGAUUAGGGCCUAAAUAAUUUAUUUCAAUUGACUGAUUUCCUAAUAUGAACUGUAACUCUGUAAAAUCAUAGAAAAUGUUGCGUGCUGCAUUUCUAUUUUUGUUUAGUGUAUUUACAAAAGCCAAUCAUGGUUGAUCAUGGUUGAUCAUCGAAUCAGGAAUUUGAUUGAGGUCUGAGAUGUUCGACUGUAGAAUCGAAUCACUCGAUGAAGUCAAGUCAUUCAGAUGGAUAGAAAUUUGUCACGGAUAUAUAUUUUUUGAGAUGAUUAAAGAACCGGAGGUAUGCCAUUGGGAUGAACAGUACUGUAUGGGUGCCUGUGGGUAUCAGUCUCCUUUCAUUUCCUCAGUCUCUGUCUACAGUCUAACUGAAGUUAAUAACCUUUUACUUUUCUGUUCUGAUCUGAAAUGGAGAAAAUACAUUCUGUGUGAGACACAUGACUACUACAUACUUGUCCCUCCUCUGAUUGUGGGAACGGCCAUGGGGCCACAAAUGUAUUUCUGUAUCACUCUGUGCAUAUGUCGUCAUUUGAUUUCCUAAUGAUUUCUUUAGACUGUAUGAAGAGAAUAAAUGUUUAGAUGACAUCAGA
Oncorhynchus kisutch (coho salmon) is the source of this 8882-nucleotide messenger RNA. Its product is annotated as centromere-associated protein E. Bases 147 to 6455 code for a protein of 2102 amino acids. Lineage: Eukaryota; Metazoa; Chordata; Actinopteri; Salmoniformes; Salmonidae. The transcript has 19 exons. The record is from RefSeq and is a predicted model, not a curated record. Gene Ontology annotation, molecular function: protein binding.